AUGGAGCCGGUGGUAGAGAUUCCGUUGGAGCCGAGGGCGAGCGGGGCACUCAGGGUGGCGCCGUUGGCCGACAGAGAUCCAGAGAGCGUGGCGGUGGCGGCAUACAGGUUCUUCCAGGCAUUGGAGGAGGAUCCGACGUCGAAGGCGUUGUUGCUUCCGGGCAGCACGUCAGCGGACAGGCUCGUGGUGGAUCCGGGUGCGAUGGUGAGGUUGGAGUUGGCCUUUAAGGUCCCGGAAUCCACCGUCCCAGAAUACAGAGUGGCGACUCUGUUGCUGCUGGAGGCGAUGGAGCCGGUGGUAGAGAUUACGUUUGAGCCGAGGGAGAGCGGGGCGCUCAAGGUGGCGCCGUUCGCAGAGAGUGAUCCUGAGAGGGUGGCUGAACCGGCGUACACAUUCUUCCAGGCGUUCGAAGACGCUCCCACGUCGUACGCGUUGUUGGUUCCGGGCAGCACGUCCGCGGACAGGCUGGUGGUGGAUCCGGCUCCGACGGUGAGGUUGGAAUUCGCUAUGAGGGUCCCGGAAUCCACCGUCGCCGAGUACAGCGCCGUGGCCCGGUUACUGCUGGAACAGAUGGGGCCGGUGGUGGAGAUUCCGUUGGAGCCGAGAGCGAGCGGAGCGCUCAAUGUGGCGCCGUUGGCCGACAGAGAUCCAGAGAGU
Klebsormidium nitens is the source of this 657-nucleotide messenger RNA. The record is from the annotation of a GenBank genome assembly. Lineage: Eukaryota; Viridiplantae; Streptophyta; Klebsormidiophyceae; Klebsormidiales; Klebsormidiaceae.